Molecule: messenger RNA, 3907 nt
Organism: Centruroides sculpturatus (bark scorpion)
Lineage: Eukaryota; Metazoa; Arthropoda; Arachnida; Scorpiones; Buthidae
Gene: Gbeta76C
Product: guanine nucleotide-binding protein subunit beta-2-like
Exons: 9
Coding region: 1066-2097 (343 amino acids)
Biological process (GO): G protein-coupled receptor signaling pathway
Cellular component (GO): heterotrimeric G-protein complex; cytoplasm
Molecular function (GO): signaling receptor complex adaptor activity; protein binding
Source: RefSeq, a predicted model, not a curated record
AUUGCGCCACAAACAAAAAUAUUUUUAUUUAAAUGGAGAUUUUUACAAUCAAUAAAAUUACUUUUAAGCUUUUAUUACCUACUAAAAUUUUUACAUGGUAGAAUAAUCGAAAGUCGUCCAACUUUUCCUUAACCUCACGUUCGAGUAUCCGGAAAAUCGAGCAAUACAAUGCUUUUUUAUGUGCAGAAAUACGGUACUGAAGGUUGUGCCGGAUUAGCGAGAGUACUGUACACCAAUUUGUUGCCUUUGCCAUUCCAAUGGAUAAACCAAAUAGCACUAGUCGCGGGUUCGCUCCUCGCGGUUUUCCGGGUUUUGUUUAAGCGUCUAACCUAAAUAGGAGGCAAUUUCCCAUAGAAAAUCCUCCCGGCAGAUCGCCCAUUUCUCCCGUUACUUCAUUCGUACUAAUAUUAAAACAUUACGUUUUAAUUUAUUACUUUUAAAACUAAAUUUAUUUGGUAUUAUAUAAUUUAUUUUCUAUCGUUUUGAGGUAAUAUUUUGUAAAAAUUUCACUACAUAAUUUCAUAUAAUUUUUAACUAUAUUAUCGAUUGUUUUAUCAUUUUAAUUGAAAGUUUACGCCGUGAGGUGGCGGUAAUUGCACGAACGUUCUUUACGAGAAGCUGAUUCGCCAAAUAACUGUGACGUAUAUUUCAAUUUGUUAGUCUCACGCGCUUUUCGUGCCAUUACCGCCAUUUUAAUUCUAGUCAUACGUUUAAAUUUUAAAAUCAUAGACAUCUAAAACAAUUUAAAAUAUAUCGAUUAUAUUUAAGCAAAAAAGUAAUAAUUGUGUAGCAAUAUUCUAUAUUUAGAAUUAAAGGCGCGUGUGGAUCCAAGUUCGAAUCCGGUCUGUAGUUUUUCUUAAAUAAAUAUAAAAGCUUUAUCGUAAAAUCUGCAUUUAUUCGGAAAUGGCGAUUAUUUAGUUCUCUUUUAAAUUGUUUGGCUUCUUCGAAAACUUAAUGAAGCCUCUUCGAUUCUAAUAAUCAUAAUUGAAUUUUCUUCAUCCGCUUACGACGGCGGACGAAGCCACUAACGAAUAUUCGUCCGCAUCUUACUGUAAUCACAAAAAAAUGGCUGUCGAAGAAGAAGAAAUGACAAAACUAAAAGAUGAAUUAGAACAACUUAAAAAUAAAAUUAAAAAGUCGCAAGCAGAAGCCAAAGAUAAGAGUUUAGAAGACGUAUGCGGCAACAUGGGAGACAUUUCUAAAGUACAGCUUCGAAUAAAGAAGAUCAUGAGGGGACAUUUGUCUAAAGUAAAUGCCGUACAUUUCAGCGGAGACGACAGACAUUUAGUUUCCGGAUCUCUCGAUGGAAAAUUAAUUAUAUGGGAUUCGUGGACAGGAAAUAAGAUGCAAAUUAUAACUCUACAAUCUAGUUGGGUAAUGACUGCUGCUUACGCACCUUCGGGAAAUUUCGUAGCCUGCGGAGGAAUGGACAACAUGUGUACGGUCUACGACAUCAAUAGCAGAGGCGGAUCGGCGAAAAUACGUAGGGAAAUGGCAGGAUUCGAAGGAUUUCUAUCGUGCUGCAGAUUCGUAGACGAUAACAAACUCAUUACGGGUUCUGCAGAUAUGAAAAUUAUACUAUGGGAUCUGGAGAAAGGAGUAAAAAUAAAACAGUUCGAAGGUCACGAAGGCGAUGUGAUGAGCAUGUCGCUGCAUCAGGAAAAUGUAUUCAUCACAGGAUCUGUUGAUAAAUCUGUCAAGUUAUGGGAUUUGAGAGAAGAUAACUGUCGACAGACGUUUUGGGGGCACGACUCCGACGUUAAUUCCGUGUGUUUUCACAAAAGUGGUUAUUAUUUUGCAACCGGAUCCGAGGAUAAGAGUUCCAGAUUGUUCGACAUUCGUGCGGAUCAGCAAAUAGGACAUUAUAAACCGCCCUCUCCCAACAGUGGCUUCACCUCUUGCGGUCUCUCGACCAGCGGAAGACUGGUACUCUGCGGUUCCGACGAUACCAACAUUCACAUCUGGGAUACUCUCAAGAGUAAACAUAACGCUAUGCUCUCCGGACACGACAAUCGCAUCACUUCUCUUAGCAUAUCCGAUAACGGAAUGGCCGUGGCCACCUGUUCGUGGGACACUUCGGUCAGAUUGUGGAAUUGAUUGAGUUACUGCACAUGGAACAAAUCAAAAAUUUACGCUUUAAAAUUAAAUUCUUUCGAAUAAUUCUAGUAUAUCUAUAAAUUGAGAUUGUCAAAUGUUAAAUAAUUUGUGACUUGAAAAUGAUAUUGAUGCUCACUGUUAUAUUUUUUAGUUGAAUUUCAUUUUAUUCUAUGCCUAAGAAAUGCUAAGUUACUUAACUAGGUAAAACAGAAACAAGCUUUAGAGAGAAGUUGUUAAUUUAGUUAUAUAAUAAUAACUAAAAAUAAACUUAAUCCAAGAGAAUAUCAUUUCAUCAAUCAUGAUUGGGUGAUAACUUUGACACCUCGCCAUUUAGUCAAAUUAAAGUCGUCAUCCAAUAACAUGGUUCAACGUAUUCAGGAUAGACUGCAGACAAUGACUUUAAUACCAUCCAGUCUUCAUUGUUGAGGGCUGAGCAGUCAAGGUGGCAGCCUACUGCUCUGGGGGACAUGGGAUUGAAUCCAGAUGGGUUGAUAAAUCCCCAGAAAUGGUCCGACCAGAUAUGUUGGCCCCCAUCCCUCACCACCCGGCCACCCCAUUGUGGGCUUGGCCGAACCCAUAAUGGGUUUGUUAAAACAGGCCCUCUUAGUGCCCACAAGGCAGAAAGAGUUAAAGUUUUUAAAAGUCUUCAUUGCCAGUUUAAAAAAAACUGUUCUAUUUUAGUGUUCCUUAAAAUAUCAUCCAAUGUAAAUAGUUUAAAUUAUGUACCGAUAUUGGUACACUAACAUUGAUAUACCAACAAAUGAGACAAAUAUAAUUUUAAUGAUAAAAUAUGUAAGUGGGUUAACUCUAUACAUUUGGCAAUUUCAAUUCAAUAAUUUCUUAAAAUUAACAUCUAGAUCGAUACAAAUUUUUGAUUUGCUCCAUAUCUUUCUAUAGUUUCUGCUAAUUAUCUUAUGAAAUCAACUCGUUAAAAUUUGUCUUUUCUUGUUCUCUAACUUUAAGAUGUAAGUUGAAUUAAAAAAAAUGUAUGAUAAAAUGUUUGAGUAAUUCUAGAAUUAAUAACUGAUGUACAGUAUAUUUAUUUUAAAUCAAUACACAAAAAAAUUAAUGCACAUUUACAUAAUAUGUUAAGAAGUUAGUAUGCAUGGAAAUUAUACAGGUGAUCAAACAAAAUGUGAACUUAAAAACAGCAGCAAGAGAGGUUUGGCGAUGCCAAGAGUCUGUGAUAGCUGCCUGUUGUCAAUUCCCAAACUUAGUGUUAGCUUGUUAUUAUCAUCAAAAAUAAAUUUUGGAAAUAGCCAGAAAUGCUUUAUGCUACAGAAGGAUUAUGUAAAUUUGAAAUGUUCAUACACAAAGCAUUUGUCUGUAGAGACUGGAUCAUCAUAUAACUCUGUUCAUAAAGCUAUGAACGAAAUCAAAUUUUGGCCUUUGUAAAGCAAGUAUUGUCUCGAGUCCAUGGUAAAUAAAUGUUCGAUAUUUAAGAGCUUCUUGUGGCACGUAGUGUGGGAAUAAUGACCACGGCAGGCUUGUGACAUUGGAAAACUUUGCAAGUCCCCGUUUUAUUUGAUAGUUUGUUGCAUCGAUUAAUGUACUUCCUUGACAAUACAUUGAAAAUCAUCACCAAUUCCUCAUAUGUUUUGUGGUGUUUUUGAUUUUUUGCCUUACAAAAAAAAAUUGCUUGAAGCAAAUUGGUGAAGAAAAGGGGUAAUUGCAAAUGCCAAUUAUCACUGGAUCUUUUCUGGUAACUGCAAGUCCAGAAAAUAUUCUGGACUUGUUCUUUGUUUUAUUGACAAAUUAACAUCCUGGAUUCUGGUGUAAUGAUUCAUUUAUAUAUACAGUCAGACUUCUA